Molecule: messenger RNA, 1014 nt
Organism: Nematocida ausubeli
Lineage: Eukaryota; Fungi; Microsporidia
Exons: 1
Coding region: 1-1014 (337 amino acids)
Molecular function (GO): protein binding
Source: RefSeq, a predicted model, not a curated record
AUGAUGAAAGAGCUAUUUUUUCAAUGUGAACUGUUCAAGAACAACAAGAACUUUGAUGGCAUAAUCGAAGUUGCCUCAAAGAUAUUGGAUGCAGCCCUAAAAGAAGCCUUGCAAAUGGAGAUAGUUCAAAGAGACUACACAAAAGUAAUAAAUGCAGUCAUCUUUGUGACCCAAAGAAUGCCAGGGACUAGAUACCAGAAUACUGCGUUCUCAGAAGCCUACUGCAUUCUAGGAAAGAUCUUUGAGACUGGCGUUCUUGCUGAGAAAAACAUUAAAAAAGCGCGUGAGUACUACACUGUGGCAGCUGACCACUCCAACCCCUUUGGAUGCUACAGACUUGCGCACUUCUACGAAUUUGGCAUAGGGUGCAGUGUGAACAUGCACAAAGCUGCACAUUUUUACAAGCUAUCUGCAAAUGGUGGCUGCUGCAGGGGAAUGCACAGAUAUGGGCUGCUCCUUCUUGAGGGCAGGGGCGGCUGCAAGAGAGAUGUAAAAGGGGCUGUCUUCUAUUUUGAGCAGUGCCGAAAGCUUGCUUCUCCCAACUAUCCGCAUAUGAUGUAUGACCUGGGGAUAUGCUAUGAACAAAUCCCUCAAAUGACAAAGGACAUUAUAGAAGACAAAGAGUAUGCGCUAGAGAUAUACUUAGAGGGGGACUCUCUUGGAUGCCCCAGAUCAAGCGUAAGGCUCGGGCAUGCAUACAAUUUUGGUGCGCUUGGCCUGGCACAAGACACAAAAAAGGCCAUUUACUACUACACAAGAGCAGAGGCCAUGAGCGGCGAGGCAAGAUUUGAGUUGUACAGAAUAUACUUGGCUCAAAAUAACCCAGAAGAGGCUAUAAAUUGGCUCAGAAAAGCUGCCAUUCUAGGGCACCCAACUGGGCUGCGGCUAUAUGCAGACUCAUUGGAAAGAGGAAUAGAUAUUCCUCAGAAUAAAACGGAGGCACUGUGGUGGUAUGGAAUCGCAAAGACCAGAGGGGUUAAAAUAGACAAAGAAAUUAAAAGAUGUGCUGCUUAG